Messenger RNA from Papaver somniferum (opium poppy), 1321 nucleotides. RefSeq lists its product as uncharacterized. The coding region runs from base 29 to 1321 and encodes 430 amino acids. The transcript has 6 exons. The record is from RefSeq and is a predicted model, not a curated record. NCBI's taxonomy places the organism in Eukaryota, Viridiplantae, Streptophyta, Magnoliopsida, Ranunculales, Papaveraceae.
CAAUUGAAGAGUUGAAGCACCAGACAUAAUGGAGUUCUCAAAGCUAAAUCCAGUCAAGGUUGAGGAGAUGCAAAGUUCGACGGAUUUCAUUACUCAACUGGGAAGCGAGGAUUUUCUCGUGCAACUUAAAAAGGUUAAGCUGCAUAACAAGUUACUAAUAGAUAAAUAUCUCUUCAUGGUCAUAAAUUCUGCUCCCUUUAUAUAUGAUCGUGGCAAACUAUUCUAUGUUCUUAAAGGGUAUUUUUCUCUUGCUGAAACUUAUAAAAUUGGUUUUGAUACAACCACUUUUUGUGAGCUGGUUCUUCUUGGAUCAAUUCUAAAGAAUAAUUACAAAGAGGAAAGGGUGUAUAAGCUUGUUUUGAAACAUGGAUCCCAAGUAAAUUGGUUGGUGGCGACUUGGAUUAUAUUUGUGUUCAUGGUGAUUACAAAUGUUGAGAGUAAGAAGUGGAGUGCUGCAUUGUCAGAGAGCAAUAGACUUUUGUUUUUCUUACUGGCCAGAGUGCUCCGCAGUAAGAGGACUCAUAAGUGGUAUUUUCAACUGCUUGGUAGGAAGAGGGCGGGAAUUUGUCUCUUACAGCUAACAUAUGAGUUGCCGGAGGUGAUUGCAGUUCAAUUUUUGCGCUUAAAGCAUGUCGUCGAGAGCACGAAAGAUGACAUACCAGUAGCUGAGUUCUCUUGCCAACCGAUUCGGGUCUUGAAUUCAGUUAGUGAUCACAAGUUUUCUUGUUGUAUUCCACUGUGGAGUUUCAAUUGUGGUGUAAAAGAUAUAAAAAUUCUUACUGCUGCAAAGGUUCCUUAUGGGGAGUCAUUAAUGACUACAGUUGCUAGACAGGAAGGAGAUCUGCUCACAUCUCACACCUGCGAGAGCUUUUUAAUUCCUGAGAACACUUUAAUGGCAGAUUGGUGUGUAUGUCCAACUACUUCACAAGACAUCAAAAAAUCUAUUCACACUCACAUUCAACAAGGAGGUCCUGAGCUUGAAAUUAUUGCCAAUUGUGAGCUUACAACCAAGAGUCUUCCUCCUGAUCACUUUUGGACACAAGAACUAUUUGCUGAAUUAGUUGGGAGCAUAGUAGGGAUAUUGAGUGGUGGUGCUGAUGAUAUUCUCAGGAUUACUCUUACCUUCUAUAAUGCUAGAAAAAUCUCCGUUGGUAAAUUCUUGGAGGGCGUUCCUUUAUGUACCCCAGAAAAUGUUAGUGGUACCCCAUGCGUUAGUUAUGAUGAUCAAGCUAAUGUUGUUACAUAUGAUGUCCAAAGUAAAUAUAUGUUACAGAAAUGGCAUAGAAACAAAGGGGAAAUUGCUUUUGCUAAAUCUUUUUAA